UUUUAUUCCACGCAGUUUUAUCUUUUGAAUUCAGCUACAUUUGUUUCAUUCUCCUUGCAUGCUUCCCAUUUGGAAUUUUCUAAAGACGCUUAUGCCCACUUCCGACUCCGACGCACCUUUAGACGAAACGCACAGGCAUGCGUCGGUAGCUCAGCCAACACAAGCAGAUGGCAGGCAUCGCAAACGACCGCGGAGCCGCAGCAGCUCGCCUGAGCCUUGCACUAGACAGGCAAAAGGCAGGCGGCGCAACACGGAAAUGCCUGAAAGCAAGGUGUUCCGGAUCUGCGGCGCGCAGGUGAAUUUUCCAUACCAGCCAUAUCCGUCGCAGCUGAGCAUGAUGAACCACAUGAUCCGGGCCAUGAAUGCGGCCAAGCACGCGAUGAUCGAGAGCCCGACGGGCUCGGGCAAGUCCCUGGCGUUGCUGUGUGCGGCGCUGACGUGGCAGAAGGAGUUUACGGAAAAGCAGCGUGCUCUGCAGGCGCAGAUCAGCCAGGCGAUUGCCAGGUUCGGCAGACAUAAUUCGCUUAGCGAGGUGUUGAGCGAGGACAGGGCGGGUAAGUUUGCAAUGGAUGAUGAUUUUGCCCGGCCACGGUCCCAUGCGACGGCCAGCGAGAUCUCCCGGGCAACGGUGAUGGUCGAGAAGACAGUGCCGUACAUUCUGGAGCAAAGCGUGGACGGACAGGUGCCCAGGGGGCUGACGCAGGGCGACAUUGAUCUGCUCAAGGCGAACAAGGAUGGACUGCAUUUGCUGGGGCGGCGGCCGCGGAUAUACUUUGGGUCACGCACGCACAAGCAGGUGUCGCAGCUGAUUGAGGAGCUGCGCGUGAAGACAAACUACCGGCCACGGUCGGCAGUGCUAGGCAGUCGUUCGCAGACGUGCAUUCGGAAGGAUGUGCUCCGGGCGCCGUCGGUGGACGACCGGUGUCGCGAGAUGGUGGAGAACGGCAAGUGCGCGGCAUACCAUCGGGUGAAGAAGCUUGUGCAGCAUACUGCCCUGGCUACGGGCGGCGAGAGCCAGAUCUGGGAUCUGGAGGAUCUGGUCAAGGUGGGCAGGAAGGUGAACGGAUGCGCAUACUUUGCGUCGCGCGAGCUGUCGGGGUCGGCGGACAUUGUGUUCUGCCCGUACAACUACAUUCUGGACCCGGGUGUGCGCGAGGCCGCGGGCAUCAUUCUGGAAGACAAUAUUGUGAUUCUGGACGAGGCGCAUAAUGUCGAGAAUGCGGCCCGGGAUGCCGGGUCCAAGGAGUUCACCGACCAGCAGCUCAAUGGCCUGGCCGGCGAAUGCGCGGGGCUGAUCCAUCGUGGGAUCCUGUCCGAAGAGCACCGGUUCGUGAACACCCUGGCUAAUACGAUUAUCGCGCAGCUGCAGCAGCAACAGCAGUUCGAGUACCACGACUACGAGACGCGCACAAACGUAUGGCCGGGCAGCGAGUCGGUCAGAUCGCUGUUCCAGCGGCUCAUGCUGACCGACGAGUCGCGAUCGCAAUUGCAGCUCACGUACCUUAGCCUGGAGGCACACCGGAACAAGUGCCGUGAGGAGAUGAAGCGGCGGCAGGAGGAGCGCAGGCAGAGGGAGGUGUUCGGGGCGGAGGGCGAUGAGGAGAUGGAGGAGCCCCUCGGGCAUCUGUCGAACGGGUCGAUGAAAAUGCUGACGGGGCUAUUGCGCAUGCUCUCGUACUGCUGGCCAGAGUCCGAGUUCGCCAACGACUACCGCGUUGCGAUGAUCCGCCGGCCCAACCCGGAGCUGUUCCUGGGCUCACGGCAGAGGCGUCGCCGCAACAAUGGGCUGGAGUCGACGAUUCCGCCGCACAUCAACGUCCUAGCGUUCUGGUCGCUGAACCCGGGCGUGAUUUUCAAGGACAUUGCUUCCAAGGCUCGGUCGGUGAUUCUGACCAGCGGCACGCUGUCGCCGCUGAGCUCGUAUGCGUCGGAGCUGCAGGUGGAGUUUCUGAGCACGCUGGAGGCCAGCCACGUGAUUGCCCCCGACCGCUGCUGGGCUGCAACCAUCGCCUGCGGACCCUCGGGCACCGUCCUGGAGGCCAAGUACCAGACAUCCGAGCAACUGGAGUUCCAGGACGACGUGGGCUCGGCCAUCCUCAGCAUUGCGAUGAAGUCGCCCGACGGCAUGCUGGUGUUUGUGCCCUCGUAUGCGCUUCUCAACAAGCUUCUGGGCCGGUGGCAGGCUACCGGCGUGCGGCAGGAGCUCGAGCUCCACAAGAGCGUGUUUGUUGAGCCGCAGGGCGGAUCGAAGAAGGAUUUUGAGAAGCUGCUCAAGAAAUACCGCACAGAGCUGGCCGAGCGCAAGGUCUCGGGGGCGCCGGCUCAGCGCGGGGCGGUGAUGUUUGCCGUGUACCGCGGAAAGGUCAGCGAGGGCAUUGACUUCAAGGACUACUACUGCCGGACGGUGGUCAAUAUCGGGAUUCCGUUCCCGGCCUUCAAGGACGUGCAGGUGGUGCUGAAGCGCGACUACAACGACCGCUGCCCCGGGAAGCUGCCCGGCCAGGCCUGGUACGAGGUGCAGGCCUUCCGCGCAAUCAACCAGGCGCUCGGCCGCUGCCUCCGGCACAGGAUGGACUGGGGCGCCAUCAUCAUGCUCGAGGCCCGGUUCCGCUUUCCUGGCAACAUCGAGAAGCUGUCCAAGUGGGUGCGUGGCCGCGUGCGUGUCUUUGACCAGUUCCUCCCAGCCAUGGACAGCCUGGCCGAGUUCUACCAGGCCCGCAUCCAGGAGGACAUUCAGAACAGCGAUGCCGCACACUUUGCCGACAUGGAGUGCGAUGACGAUGAGGACGACAUGGACUCGGCGGUAGUGGUCCCCAGGAAGACUAAGGAGAAGUCGCUGGUCACCACGCUGCACUCGUUCUUUUACAAGCCUGGUCAGCGCCAUGGCGCGUGCUCGCCGGGCGGCAGCGAUCAGGAGUAAAAAAAAAAAAAAAGGCUUUCUCAUUGGAAAUACA
Messenger RNA from Linderina pennispora, 2954 nucleotides. RefSeq lists its product as uncharacterized. Bases 338 to 2920 code for a protein of 860 amino acids. Gene Ontology annotation, cellular component: nucleus. Gene Ontology annotation, molecular function: hydrolase activity, acting on acid anhydrides, in phosphorus-containing anhydrides; DNA binding; DNA helicase activity. Gene Ontology annotation, biological process: nucleotide-excision repair; double-strand break repair involved in meiotic recombination. The transcript has a single exon. NCBI's taxonomy places the organism in Eukaryota, Fungi, Kickxellomycota, Kickxellomycetes, Kickxellales, Kickxellaceae. The record is from RefSeq and is a predicted model, not a curated record.